Molecule: messenger RNA, 1177 nt
Organism: Ilex paraguariensis (yerba mate)
Lineage: Eukaryota; Viridiplantae; Streptophyta; Magnoliopsida; Aquifoliales; Aquifoliaceae
Source: the annotation of a GenBank genome assembly
UCCUAAGCGUCAUACAGAACUGCGAUCUGCCCAAGCUACUGAGAUUGAAAGGGAGAUAGCUAAUGGUAAACGAGAAACUGGUAAAGGGGCUAAUUAGAUGGGUACUUUGCAUCGAGUUGAUACUACUCGUUGGAGCUCACAUUUUGAAUCCAUUUGCGGUCUGAUAGAUAUGUAUGAUGCUAUCAUUAGUGUGUUUGAAUGUAUGGUUAAUGAAGGAUCUUCAAAUACAAUUCGUGAAAAAACUGGUGGUUCUUUAAUGGCAAUGAAGUCCUUCGAUUUCAUAUUCAUAUUGCAUCUUAUGCACAAGAUUAUAGGGAUUACGAAUAUGCUUUGUUGGGCAUUGCGGCAUAAAUCAUUAAAUAUUUUGAAUGCAAUGAAUUUAGUCUCAUCAACAAAAUCAUUGCUUCAAACCUUAAGAGCAGAAGGUUUUGAUUAUCUCCUUCACCAUGUGAAAUCAGUUUGUAUGAAAUUUGAUGUCGGUAUACCUGAUAUGAGUACUCAGUACAAAGGGUCAAGACGUUCAUGUCAACAAAAUGAUAACAUUACAGUUGAUCAUCACUAUCACAUGGACUUAUUUAAUGCUACGAUUGAUCAUCAGUUAGAAGAGUUACAUAGUAGAUUCAAUGAAAAGACAAUGGAAUUGUUUAUGCUCAGCUCUGCUUUAGAUCCUAGGGACAACUUUAAAUCUUUCAAUCCUGAUCGCAUUUGUUUACUUGUUGAGAAGUUUUCUGCAGCUGAUUUUGAUAGACAAGACAUGCAUCAUUUGAAAUGUCAACUGUAUCAUUAUCAAUUUGAUGUGGUUCGCAAUGAGAGGUUUUAAAGUAUGUCUACAAUUUCAAAAUUAUAUCGUGGUUUAGUAGAAACAAAUACGGUAGAGUCUUACAAUUUGAUUGAUAGGUUGAUUCGUCUUAGUUUAACUCUUCCCGUUUCUACAACAACUUCAGAAAGAGCAUUUUCAGCCAUGAAAUAUGUCAAAAGUACUCUUUGUAACAAGAUGGAAGAUGAGUAUUUGACUGAUUCGUUAGUUGUCUACAUUGAAAAAGAAAUAACGGAAGCAAUCGAUACAGAUUCAAUAAUAGAUGCCUUUUGUUCUAGGAAGGAUCGAAGAAUUCAGUUUCAUUAGCAAGUAUUUAUGAGUUUACAUUUGUAUUAUUAAAUAUAUGUUUAUGAGUUUACA